Messenger RNA from Notothenia coriiceps (black rockcod), 443 nucleotides. RefSeq names its product 8-oxo-dGDP phosphatase NUDT18-like. The transcript has a single exon. The record is from RefSeq and is a predicted model, not a curated record. Gene Ontology annotation, molecular function: 8-oxo-dGDP phosphatase activity; 8-oxo-GDP phosphatase activity. The annotation marks the transcript as partial. Lineage: Eukaryota; Metazoa; Chordata; Actinopteri; Perciformes; Nototheniidae.
CUCCCGGGCUCCACCUCCCCUCGGCUGCUGCAGUGAAGACCCACGCUGUGACGUGGGCGGCCAACAUGGUGGUGCAGGAGGCGCUGCCGACGGCGUACUACGACCAUGACGUCAACACUCUGGGCGUCUUUAGCCUGCAGCACAGUGGCCGGCAGCAGGGCAGGACGGACGGCGUGUGCUUCAACACGCUGGUGGCGCUGGUGCCCGACCGCGUCCAGCGCAACCAGGACGGAGAGAAGGUGGAGUCAACGGGGAUGCUGCAGCCUCCACCCGUAGAAAACCCUCGAUACCUCUGGCAUGAAGUCCACAAACAGACACUGAGAGAGAAACUGCUGGAAAAGAUCAAAAACACCUCCAUCUUACCUCUCCACAGCAUGUACUGAGCACGUUAUAUCCAGAGGUGUAAAGUAACUAAGUAAAUGUAUUCAAGUACUUAAGAACAA